Molecule: messenger RNA, 2472 nt
Organism: Bubalus bubalis (water buffalo)
Lineage: Eukaryota; Metazoa; Chordata; Mammalia; Artiodactyla; Bovidae
Gene: PIGW
Product: phosphatidylinositol glycan anchor biosynthesis class W
Exons: 3
Coding region: 449-1960 (503 amino acids)
Biological process (GO): protein localization to plasma membrane; GPI anchor biosynthetic process
Cellular component (GO): membrane; endoplasmic reticulum
Molecular function (GO): glucosaminyl-phosphatidylinositol O-acyltransferase activity
Source: RefSeq, a predicted model, not a curated record
AGACGAGACUGGCAGGGUAGGGGUCCCAGGAGCCCGGCCGGCCCCGCCCGCAGCUUCCCGGCGGGAACCGGGCACUCCCGGUCCCGGUGAGCCGCCGCCGGGCCCAGGACUGGGAUGCCGCUCCGGAAACACUGGGCACGGGGACAGUCCGUCCUUCUCGGGAAGGUGGACGUGACCCCCAGCCAAGGGCGCAGCUGCCUGCACGCCUCCCGGGGCCCCCCUCCCAGGUCUCCAGGCGGGGAGAGGCGCGCAGCGGGAGUGGGACCUCCCUGCACCCCAGGCCGCCCCUGCAGGCACGGGGCUCCAGGACGCAUCCGGCGUCAGUGCUUGUGGCCCAGGCCUAGUUGCCCUGUGGCAUGUGGCAUCUUCCGGGACCUGGGAUCGAAACCUUAUCCCCUGAACUCUUAAGGUGGAUUCCCAACCACUGGACCACCAGGAAGAAGAAAAAAUGUCUCAAAAGCAGAUGAAGGAAGCUUUUGUCAGUAACCAGAAUGGAACGAGCGUGCUGGAGAUCACCGAGGGCUUGUGCCUGCCUGCACUCUGCAUCCUGUGUAGAGGGCUCCUGAUCAUUCUCUCACAGCAUUUAUAUUCUUCUUCACAUAACUCGAGGACUCGAUUCUUGGUUGACUUUGCUUUCCUGAUAGUUCCCCUGGUCACCACUUUGACCAUUUUCUCUUCAUUUGUCCUCCUCGAGUAUCUUGUUGCAAUCAUCCUUGGGGCAGGGCUGCUCUAUGAAAUAUACUGCAGAAGAACUUGCUAUGCCAGAAUGCCUUUCCAGAAAAUCUGUGAAAAAUUCUUGAAAGUCAGUCUAGAAUCAGAACACAUUCCAGCCAUCUCCUGUUUCCGUGUCGUUAACAGUGCCUUUACUGCUGUUGCCAUUUUGGCUGUGGACUUCCCACUAUUUCCCAGAAGAUAUGCCAAAACCGAGCUCUACGGGACAGGAGCAAUGGAUUAUGGAGUAGGGGGCUUUAUUUUUGGGUCUGCAAUGGUUUCUCCAGAGGUUAGGAGAAAAUAUACAAAAGGCUCCAGAUUUUGUUAUCUUACAAAGUCACUGUACUCUCUUUGGCCAUUAGUUUUCCUAGGAAUGGGGCGAUUAGUUGCUAUAAAAUCCAUAGACUAUCAGGAACAUUUAACUGAAUAUGGUGUUCACUGGAACUUUUUCUUUACCUUAAUAGCUGUGAGAUUGAUAACAUCACUGCUUUUGAUUAUUUUUCCCCUAAAUAGGUCCUGGAUUGUAGCCAUCAGCAUUACUGCAUUAUACCAGCUAGCCCUUGAUUUCACCCCCCUGAAAAGUUUAAUUUUGUAUGGCACUGAUGGUAGUGGCACAAGGGUUGGCUUAUUAAAUGCCAACCGAGAAGGAAUCAUCUCUGUCUUGGGGUACGUGGCAGUACACAUGGCUGGUGUUCAAACAGGGUUAUAUGUGCUUAAAAAAAGGUCACAUAUCAAAGACUGGAUAAAAGUAGCAUACUGUAUUCUAUUGACAGCUAUUGGCCUCUUCAUUUCUCUUUCCAUAGUUCAGGUAAAUGUAGAAGUAGUAUCUCGAAGAAUGGCCAAUUUAGCUUUUUGUAUUUGGAUAGUUGCUUCUUGCCUGAUCCUUCUUAGUAGUUUAUUACUGGGUGAUAUAAUUUUGAGUUUUGCCAAAUUUGUAAUUAAAGAGGCAGCAGUACCAUGUUCUUGGAAACUUAUCCAGUCACCCACUGCAAAUAAAAAGCAUUUGGAAUCCACAGUCUCCGAAGCCAAAAGAAAGGAACCCACUCUCUGUUUAAUCACAGCAAUGAACAGAAACCAGUUACUUUUUUUCUUGCUGUCAAAUGUAACAACUGGUCUAGUCAACCUUUCCAUAGAUACAUUACACAGUAGUACCCCUUGGGCCUUGUGCCUGCUCAAUCUCUACAUGUUUACCAACUGCUUAAUUAUAUAUGUGCUACACUUGCAAGACAAGACAAUAAAAUUUUGGUGAUCAAUAGGGGUACUAUAUGUUUUGAGCAAUAUUAUGUUAAUGAGGAAGAAUAAAUAUAAAGUGUGAAGAAAAUGGGCAUCUGUCAAUCCAGGGUUAAAGUUUCAUUCCUGCUUUAACAGUAGUGAUGCUUAAUAUUUUAAAUAUAUGUCAACACUAUGUAAAACAAAUCAAUGUAGAAGAAACAAAGCCUUAUGACUUGUUAGAAUACUUAGAAAUUUUAGUUAUUUUAAAGAAGCUGUUGUGUUUACAGUUGUGACACUGGAAGAUUGGAGGGUGGGAAGGAGGAUUUUUUACAUUAUAUCUUUUUUUGGGGGGGUUGAGAAGCAUGAAGGAUCUUAGUUCCUCCACCAGGGAUUACCUUUGUCCCCUGCAGUGGAAGUGGGGAGUCUUAACCACUGGACUGCCAGGAAAGCCCCUUUUACUGUCUUGUAUCACCUAUUACCAUUCUGUAUUUUCUAUUGUAUGUAUUUUAUAAUAUUUACAUUAAAAUAUCUCAGUUGUGGAACUGUCAA